Messenger RNA from Rhizophagus irregularis DAOM 181602=DAOM 197198, 1295 nucleotides. The record is from RefSeq and is a predicted model, not a curated record. Lineage: Eukaryota; Fungi; Glomeromycota; Glomeromycetes; Glomerales; Glomeraceae.
AUUUAAUCCUUGUCAAAAUCUUUAAAAAAAUGACGACCAGUUCCAAUAACACAAUUAAUAAUGAAUGGAUUCAAUGGAUUGAAGAUGGAAUUGCUGGCGAAUAUAUAAAUUACCAUGAUUAUAAUGAAUUUCAUGAUAUGGAGCGUAUUGGUACUGGAGGAUUUGGUGAAGUUUAUCGAGCUAAUUUGGAGAGUUCAAAUACCGUUGUCGCAUUAAAAUCUUUGACAAGUGGUAAUAAUAACAUGAAAGAAAUUGUUAAUGAGAUUAAUGCGUAAAGUUAAUUUACAUACGAAUAUUAUACAAUUUUUUGGUAUUACUAAAAAGAAGAAUAAUGUUGAUUCAGAUUAUCUAUUCGUUCUUGAAUAUGCAGAUAGUGGUACAUUGAGAGAUUAUUUAAAAAAUAAUUUCGAUAAAUUAGAUUGGGAUAUUAAAUUACGAUUUGCAAUUCAAAUUACUGAUGCUGUCUCGUGUAUACAUCACAAAAAUAUUGUUCACCGUGACCUACAUUCUAAUAAUAUAUUAGUUCAUAAAGAUAAUAUCAAAUUAGCGGAUUUUGGUCUUUCACGUAGAGCCGAAGUAUCAAAUUCCAUAAAAAAUAUUUUUGGGAUGUUACCUUAUGUUGAUCCACAUCAUUUCAAAAAGAAAGCAAACGAUGAUAAUAAUAAUCAUCCGAAUAAAAAAUCAGAUGUGUAUAGUGUUGGCGUUCUUCUAUGGGAAAUAUCAUCAGGAAAAAGACCAUUUAAAUCUUGCCAAAGUGCUUUUGAUGAAAUAACACUAACAUUACAAAUUAUAGAUGGUAAAAGAGAAAUUCCAGUUGCUGGUACACCAGAUGAAUAUGUUAAAAUCUACACAAAAUGUUGGCAGGGCAAUCCAGAUAAUAGACCAGAUAUGCGACAAGUAUUUUCCGAAUUAAAAUCAAUUAAUUUAGCAAAUGAACAAAACCCCUGGAAUAAUACAAACGCUAUUAAUAAUGACUAUAAUACUUCAUCAGAUAGUUCGUCAAGUAGUUACUCAUCAACAUCAACUAGCAAUUACUCGACAACUAAUUCAUCGUUAUGCAGUUCAUUAGAUUGUUUAUUAGAAAUUGAAGAUGAAAAAUCAAAAGCCACUACAACUACAGUUGUUCGAUCGAGAUCAAGUAAGAAUACGCUACUGAGAAAUUUCCUGAAAGAUCAUAAGAAGAGUCUUGAACGAACGUAAGAUUUACUUCGACUUUAUUAGGGUUUUAUAUUUUUAUCACAAGCGUAGCAGCGUGCCGUAUAACUUUGUUAGGGCCAAGAAGGGUUCAGAAUAUU